AUGGCUGACGAUCAAACACAGUUCGAAACGUUGCUCGGAAAUCUGCUCAGUUUGGACAAUGAAAUCCGGACACAGGCUGAGGCAACAUAUGACACUAUUCCUUCUCCCAACAAAAUGACUUUCCUGAUAACCUUGCUGCAGAACACAAAUGGACCAGUAGAGAACCGAUCCCUUGCAGCAGUUCUGCUUCGCAAACUGUUUACUUCCAAAUUUGAUGAUUCCUGGCCUCACAUCCUGCCUGAUUCUCAAGUUGCCAUCAAGACCUAUCUGAUGAACCUUAUCCAGCAAGAACAAGAUCAUGCUGUACGCAGGAAAGUGUGUGACGCUAUUGCAGAACUUGCCAGGAACAUGCUCGAUGAGGAUGGAAACAUGACCUGGCCAGAAGUCUUAAAAUUCCUUUUAGACUGUGCAAGUUCCGAAGACCCUCGACUACGAGAAAGUGCCCUUCAUAUCUUCAGCUCUGUUCCUGGUGUGUUUGGAGUUGCUCAGAAUGAACAUUUAGACACAAUCAAAAGGAUGUUGGGAUUAUGUUUACAAGAUAAAUCUAUAGAGGUUCGGUUUGAGGCUGUGCGAGCAACAACCUCUUUCAUCAUUGCCAAUGAAAAACAAAUGAAUGUCUUAAAUCACUUCAGAGAACUCCUGCCUGGCAUCAUCAGUGGAGUUGCUGAAAGUGUCAAUACAAAACAUGAUGAUUGUUUACUUAAGUGUUUGAUCGAAUUAGCAGACAAUGUACCCAAAUUCUUACGCAGCCACUUAGAGGGAAUUCUUCCAUUUUGUCUCAAGGUUGUCUCUAAUGCGGAGGCUGAGGAUCAUCGGCGGCAGUUAGCUUUAGAAGUGAUUGUUGCCCUUUCUGAAACUGCUCCUGCCAUGGUCAGGAAAAACUGGAAGUAUAUUCCUAAUUUAGUUCCUGAAACAUUAGCCUUGAUGGUUGACCUUGAAGAUGAUCCAGAGUGGUCUAUACAAGAUGAAACAGAUGAUGAUGAUAUUGAAAGUAAUGCUAUUGUCGGUGAAAAUGCUUUAGAUCGUCUUGCCUGUGCACUGGGUGGCAAAACUAUCCUUCCACACAUUGUUUCCCAUAUACCUCAAAUGUUGACAAAUGUUGAUUGGCGGUACCGUCAUGCUGCUUUGAUGGCAAUCUCUGCUUGUGGCGAAGGAUGUCAUUCACAAAUGGAACAGAUGCUUGCAAACAUUGUGGAUACAGUGCUACCCUACCUGAAAGAUCCACAUCCUCGUGUCCGAUAUGCUACAUGCAAUGCCCUUGGUCAACUGUCCACAGACUUUGGUCCAACUUUCCAGAAAAAAUUCCAUGCUAAGGUGGUUGAAGGUCUUUUACUCAUCAUGGAUGAUAAUGAAAACCCUCGUGUUCAAGCCCAUGGUGCCGCAGCUUUGGUCAACUUCAGCGACGAGUGCCCCAAGUCAAUUCUCCAAGAGUAUCUGGAUGUCAUUUUGGCAAAACUGGAACAGGUACUCAACAAUAAACUCCAAGAAUUGGUGGAGCAUGGCCGGAAGCUCGUGUUAGAACAAGUGGUUUCCACUUUGGCCGCAGUUGCAGACACCUCAGAAGAAAAAUUUGUAGUCUACUACGACAAAUUCAUGCCAUGUCUCAAGUACAUUGUGCAACAUGCAACAAGUCCUGAACUGAGACUUUUGCGAGGGAAGACAAUUGAGUGCAUCAGUUUGAUUGGGUUGGCUGUUGGCAAAGAAGAGUUUAUGCAAGAUUGCAGUGAAGUAAUGCAGUUGCUGUUAAAGACACAGACAGACAUGAAAGAUUUACCUGAUGAUGAUCCACAGAUUUCUUACAUGAUUUCUGCUUGGGCUAGAAUGUGUAAAAUUUUGGGCAAGGAAUUCCAGCAGUACCUUCCUAUGGUAAUGGGGCCAGUAUUGAAAGCAGUGGCAAUUCAACCAGAUGUAGCCAUUGUCAAUAGUGAUGAUAUGAAAGAAAUGGAGGAUGACACAGAUUGGCAGUUUGUGACACUUGGUGAUCAGCAAAGUAUUGGCGUGCGUACUUCAGGCCUGGAAGAGAAAGCAACCGCUUGCCAAAUGAUUGUUUGUUAUGCCCGUGAAUUGAAGGAAGGCUUUGCUGAAUACACUGAGGAAGUGGUGAAACUCAUAGUUCCCCUGCUGAAAUUUGUUUUCCAUGAUGAUGUUCGUGUCUCUGCAGCUGAGUGUCUCCUUACUUACUUGAAUGUGCCCGGAUUAAAGGGACCAAUAUCCAUUGAAUAUGAACCAGAACGUGCAGUGUUACCUGACCAUCUAGCAUCCCUUGCAAAGUGCAUUGAAAAUCUUGGCAAGGGUUGCUUAACUGGGGAACACAUGGUUGAACUAGUUGCUAUUAUUGAUAGACUCAUGAAUGAACACUUUUCCAAACAGGAAGAAAGAGUCGAGAAAAGAAAAGAUGAAGAUUAUGACGAAGUGGCUGAAGAAGAGUUGCAAGAGGAGGACCAAGAAGAUAUUUAUAUACUCAGCAAAAUAUCUGAUAUCAUCCAUGCUUUGUUUGGUACACACAAAAAAGAAUUCAUCCCCAUUUUUGACACCAUGUCACAACAUUUUGGUAAACUAGUGAAUCCUGAUCGGCCUUGGGCUGACCGACAAUGGGGAUUGUGUGUUUGGGAUGAUGUAGUGGAGCAUGCUGACGUUGAAGCUAUGAAGUAUAGAGAUUACUUUGUGACCCAAAUGGUUCAGGCAAUCUGUGAUAAGCACCCAGAAGUUCGCCAAGCUGCUUCAUAUGGGAUUGGCGUGAUGGCCAUGUAUGCUGAACCUGCUUUUCAUCAAGUCUGUGUGGGUGAGUUGGUGUAA
Acanthosepion pharaonis is the source of this 2796-nucleotide messenger RNA. The record is from the annotation of a GenBank genome assembly. Lineage: Eukaryota; Metazoa; Mollusca; Cephalopoda; Sepiida; Sepiidae.